Cokeromyces recurvatus is the source of this 2228-nucleotide messenger RNA. RefSeq lists its product as uncharacterized. Lineage: Eukaryota; Fungi; Mucoromycota; Mucoromycetes; Mucorales; Mucoraceae. Gene Ontology annotation, molecular function: transcription regulator activity; DNA binding; protein binding. The transcript has 2 exons. The coding region runs from base 43 to 2196 and encodes 717 amino acids. The record is from RefSeq and is a predicted model, not a curated record. Gene Ontology annotation, cellular component: MBF transcription complex; SBF transcription complex.
UUUUUUUAUUGUUGUUUAUACACAUAAUAAAAUAUAUUAAAUAUGGCACAAAUAUAUAAAGCAACAUAUUCAGGUGUGCCUGUGUAUGAAUUUAUGUGUAAGAAUGUGGCAGUCAUGAAAAGAAGAUCUGAUUCUUAUUUAAAUGCUACACAGAUCUUAAAGGUAGCUGAAUUCGAUAAACCUCAAAGAACUCGAAUCUUGGAAAGAGAAGUGCAAACAGGUGAACAUGAAAAAGUACAAGGUGGUUAUGGCAAAUAUCAAGGUACUUGGGUUCCUUUUGAAAGAGGAGUCGCAUUAGCUGAACAUUAUAAAGUGGAUAGUUUAUUACGACCUAUUUUCGAUUUUGUGAAAGGUGAUCAAAGUCCUCCAUUAGCUCCUAAGCAUUCAACACUAGCUUCUACACGGCCUAGAAAACCACGAUCUACAACACCCAAGAGGAAAAAGCUCCUUACUAAACAUUUAACAACUAACGAGAGCCUCUUAUUAGAUUCUAAUCUUCACUUUAAUCAUGAGUUGGAUAACACACCAUUCAAUCUUAUUGCAAAUGAUCGAUCAUUUAAUGAAUCAGGAGAGAUGAAUAAUAUAAAUCAUUCAAGGAGGAAGCGAGCACGUCCUUUGAUUGAAGCAUUUAAUUUGGAAGAAGAGUUAUUAAUUGAUAAUCAAGAGAAUAAUGACACUCUUGAUAGACCAGAGCGUAGUUAUGCUCAACAGUUAUUACAAUAUUUUAUCUCAGAUGAUACAGGCAUUCCAGCCAUCUUACUACGGCCACCUAUGGAUUUAGAUGUCAAUGUGAUUAUUGAUGAUGAAGGACACACAAGUCUUCAUUGGGCAGCUGCUAUGGGAAGGUUAAAACUUGUCAGUCUUUUAAUCAAUUUAGGUGCUGAUAUUUAUCGUGUCAAUUAUAAGGGACAAACAGCACUGAUGCGAUCUGUAUUAUUUACAAAUAAUUUUGAUGCAAAAUCAUUUAUUUAUUUAAUUGGCAUGUUGAAGAAAACGAUAUUUAACAUUGAUAAAAAGGAUCAAACAGUAUUUCAUCAUGUAGCAGCGACAGCUAGUUGGAAGGGGAAAGUUCAUGCUUCAAGAUAUUAUAUGGAAUGUUUAAUAGAGACCUUGAGUAGUGAUCACACUGAAUUAGUAUCCAUCUUAAAUGUGCAAGAUGUUUAUGGUGAUACAGCAUUAUCAAUUGCUGCAAAAAUUGGAAAUAAAAAAUUAGUUAAAUUAUUGAUAGAUGCAGGAGCAAGUACAGAAAUUAUGAAUGAAGAAGGCAUGACAGCUAGAGAAUAUAUAAAUGAAAUAGAAAAGGGUAGCAGCAGCCAUAUCAAUCGAUAUUGCCCUAUUCAACUGAAUCGAUUCUCUUCUCAUCAUAUCGACACGAUAGGAAAUGAGACAAAUGUUAAUAAUAAUACUAUGCGUCAUAAUAAUAGACAUGAAUUGAUAACAAGGACGAAAUUACGGCAUAAAGUGGAAGGAUUAUUUAAAGAAAUUCUCAGUAAUAAUAAUAAUAAUAAUCUUGAUUCUCAAUACCAUCAACAUUCACCGCAUCUUUCUAUGGAAUCCCAGUUAUUUAAUAGUUUUACUGAAAAUUAUGAACGAGAAUUAAUUCAAAAGGAACUACUUAUAAAAGAAAAGAGACAAGAUUUAGAACUUGUCAAGAAACGUUUAGUCGGUACUCAACAUACAUUUGAACAGAUUCAAUAUGAUCCGUCCAAGUUAGAAGUCAUUGAACAAGGAUCUGAAAGACUUUCUAAGCUUUUAAAAAGACAAACAUUAAAGAUUCAAAAAGAAAGUAUUAAUAAUUUAAUAUCCGAAUUUAAAAAGGAAAAUCAAAAUCCUGAAUCAGAUCCUACAGUCUUAUUAGAAAGGUUAAAACAAUUACAAGAAAAUAGAAAGAGAAAUACAGAGCAACUAAUACAACUUAAAUUACGAACACCGAGUAAACGACAUCAAGAGUAUAAACGACUGAUAUCCAUGUGUUGUAAUGUAUCUUAUGAAAAUGUUGAUUUAAUGCUAUUACCUCUUUUAUUGUCUUUUGAUGAACUAGAAGCUUCUAACUCCUCCACACUCGCCACCGCAUCUGCCAUUCCUUCUCCUUUAUUAUUAUCUCCUCAAGUGCAAGCAGAAAUACCAUUAUCUAUAUCACAUCCUUCACCUUCUGUACCAUCCUCAUCCAAUAGUGUUCAUUCUUCAUCUAUAUAAAUAAAUUAUUUAAGGGUCCUUUUUUUUUUUUU